Triticum aestivum (bread wheat) is the source of this 1363-nucleotide messenger RNA. RefSeq lists its product as uncharacterized. NCBI's taxonomy places the organism in Eukaryota, Viridiplantae, Streptophyta, Magnoliopsida, Poales, Poaceae. The record is from RefSeq and is a predicted model, not a curated record. The transcript is spliced from 2 exons. Bases 75 to 311 code for a protein of 78 amino acids.
AGCGCGGAACUAGCAAAGAAACGCAUCGGAGUUCUGUCGACGUAGUAGCAGACUAGCAGCCUCCUACAGAGUCCAUGGCGAUAGAGAGGUUCCUGAUGACGCUCGUCUUCUGCGAGGCGCCCCUCGACGGCUGCGGCACCACCGGGGCGAUCAAGCAGCUGGUCUCCGGCGGGGCGACGAAGCCUGCGCCAAACAAGGCCGAUGCACAGAAGGGGCAGGGGUUGUCCGGCAAGUCAACGGCGGAGCGGCGUGCUGGGUUCGAGCUCGCCUUCGACGGCCUCCACUGCUUCGACACCGUCGUCAUGCACUAAUUAAGCAUGCUCUGGUCGAUUAACUACGAACGGAACUGUAUGUCGUUGUCAAGCCUGACUGCUCUCUUUCUCUCAGCUCACCCACGGACAAAGGUAGGAAAAAGGAGACACACCAGACACGAGGAUUUUUCGGCCGGCGCACAAACGGCUCCGUGCGCGCACGCACGCCCUAAUCUUCUCCCUCUUUCCAGCGGCUACAUCACGGCAACUCUGGAUCCUCUCACGACACUGCACUUUGGUCCCUUAUAUAACCAGGACAUGUGUGUAAGCCACUAACACCACCUAGCACUCACGCGCACACACAGGCAACUACCUGAUCCUAUUUCUACUGCCACUAACUCACGACCUACAUGCACGCACACCACACCGGCCAUCCACACAUGACCCGGCCAAACACAUGGGCAUGCAUGGGCUAGCUAACAACCUGGUCAUGGACUUGCGCCACGCACGCACCCACGCGUGCACCUAACGUGGUUUACUCCAACACUGUACUGAUCUUCUCAUUUGAUUACAGGUGGACGAAAGUGAGGCCACGACCAGGAGCUAAGCUGCGGCGGACUGGAGAUUUUCCCUGUGUUAAUGCCCUCUCUCUCUCUCUAAACUUCCAUGUCUGCCCUCUGGGUUAACUUACUCUCUGUUAAUUCUCUAUGAAGAAUCAACAUAACGUGAAUCCCAGACUCUGAAUGUGUGCAACGGGUUCAGUGGACAUGUACGAUCGUAUACUACAGUUUCGUCUAAUCAAUGUAAUUGAGCUAUUUUUUGGCACUCUCAAAGUGAUUGUUAUGAACCAGUGCAUAAUAAGAAUCCGUGGCAAAAUAUUUCAGUAGUUCAUAGCAAUAGAAAGUUUAUUACAAGGGGUGGUGACCAUCGUCUCAUAGCGAGGUCAUCUCAACAAAUUAUCCAUCUUUUAUCCUUGCAGCCCAAUACAAAGUUGGCUUCCUAUAACCACUUCUUAUCUUCUCAACAAACUGAAAAAUGGCCAUUCCUAGCCCUGGAUGGGGAUACCCGCAGCCACCUAAAUCUAUCCGGCAAACCUAAUGGACCCCUAAUUA